AUUAGAAAAGUAGGGUUAUGGAGUGGUUGUCAUGCUGUUGCCGCCAAAUUGUUAUUAAAUUUUAAUAGAAAAUUAGUUUUUGUUGUAGAAUAAGGGAUGGAUAUUUUGAUUGAUAAUAUAACUUCGUUGUUUGUUUUUACAUUUUUAUUUUUAAUCGUGUAUGCAAUUAUACUUAAUAUUUAUUUCAUUAAUAAGAAUGGUUUUCAAAUAAAAGUGAAUUGUUGGUUUUGUAACAAAAAUUCUAAAGUGUUAUACGCAAAUCGUAAUAGUUUUGUGUGCCCAUUUUGUACCCAAUAUAAUGGAUUUAACAAGGAAGGUGACUACAACAAAGUGAUACAAGCACAACAUAAUUUAUCUUUAAACGCUCUCAAUUCUAAUACAUCAAAAACUCAAACAUAUUCAUCUAUACUGUGGUCUAAUAAUUUAUGCAAUGAGUGCAACAGAAAUCAACAGUUAAAAAUUCUACAGUUGUCAAAAUAUGAACCACUAAAUGAAAAAAAAUUUGAUGUUGAAAUUGAGCAUUUUGAGAAACAACUUAAUAAAACAUAUAAACUUUGCAAAACUUGUACCAAAACUGUUAAAAGUACAAUUAGGAAACAAAAUGCCUGGAUCUUUGGAAAUAGAUUGAAAUCUUUGAAGACAUUGCAGAGAAAGGGGCUUUCAUAUCUUAACUUACAUAAACAAUCUCAGGGACAUGAAGACAUACAUAGGUUUAGUCUUAUAAGUUUAUUUCUAUUAUUUAUAUCAGUUAUAAAUGUUCUGGUUUUGAAUGGUUUUGAUUUACUAGUUAUUAAGGAUAUUCUACCAGACUCAAUACUGCCAAGUAAUGUGAUAUUUUCUCAUAUUUAUUCUACUAUUAAUAAUAAUAUAAUGUCCAUAUUUGGUAGAUCAAGUAUUUUAAACUAUUUAAGAACUAAUAUAACAUCAAAGGAACUGUCACUUUUGUACAUAAGUUUAAUAGGAUUCUCUUUAGAAGGUAUUUACAGUAUAAGAGAAAAAAGCAUGUCAUUCUGUGGGAAAUGUAAUAAACUAAUGUCAUGGAUAAUACUUGGUCUGACAUCGUCAAUUAAUUUUAAUAGAGAAACUAAAGCUUAUAUUGAUACUCUCCAACUAUUUUGUUCUCUGUUUUUAAUAUAUAAUUAUAGUUAUACAUGUUUUAGUUUCCAAAAUUGGAAAAAUAAAAAAAAUAAAGUAAAAUCUAAAAGAAGUCAACUAGACAGUGAUGAUAGUGAGAACAGUGAUUUAGAUAUGUUAAAUAAUUCAGAAAAGUCAUUUCAAGCUAGAAUUAAUAGGUGUUCACCAUUAACAUCCAAUAUUGAGAAUAUUAAUUUAGAUAGAAGUUGUGAACAAACAAAAGGUACUGCACAUAGAAGUGUAUACAAAAAUGGUAGCUUACAACCAAAAAGUAAUAAUGAAUUAAAUGAGCAUUUUCACAGCCUGAAUUUAGGUGCAUUUGUACCCUCCAGACCAGGCUCUUGCCAAAAUUUUCAAAGCCAUAAAACUCAAUUUAAUCCAUUUAUGAAUAAUGCUGCUUGCCAAACCAAACCUCAGUCCUCUAAUAGUCUUUACAAUUUUGAAGUUAUGGAUAACAUUCCUAGUUCUUCACCAAAACCUUUGCAAAAUAAUAUAUGGAACCCCUUGUUUAAAUUACCAAAUGUUACUUCUAAUUUGUCCAAUAAUGCAUCUUUUCUUGAGCAUUCAUUCCUAAAUGAGCCAUUCUCAGGUUUAAAUAAAUUUGAAAAAAGACCAAUGUCUAAUCAAAAUAUUUCAUUAAAUGGUCGCUUUCCUAGCCCUGAGACAAGCAUUUUGCAACAAAAUAAUGAUGGAUUUUUAUCUAGAGAUACUUCCAGAGUGUUUUCUGAUAAUGGAUCAAUUCAUCAAUCAUAUUCACAUCAGAAAAACGCUGUUAAUCCAAUGUUGUCCCAAAGUAGCUUUAUAAAUAAUUCGUUUAGACCUCUUUCACCAACUAGUUUGUCAGGAAAAUCUAAUCGUACACUUAUAUCUCCUCCAAGAUUGAAUCAUAUUAAAACUUUCCAGUCUGACUCAACAGAAUCGGAAAAUCUAAACUUAUCAUUUCAUUCCAAUGACGUUCCAAGUUCAGGAUUUGGGUUUAAAAUGAAUAACACAAAUCUUGGGCGGGGGUUUGUAGUUAAUUCGUUACUUACCGUUCAACAUCCGCAGGGUUUAGAAACCUCUAAUUUACAAAUAUCUAGUAAAAACAAUCCGAUUAGCCGAUCGUCCAGUAGUAGUUCAGGAUUUGUAUCAAAUGGAGAUCGUGCUAAAGCACAAACAAAUUCAUUGCCAAAUUCUAGAGACCAUUCACCAGAUCGGAACUCUAUUCUCUCUGAACCUGCGUUUCACUAUAAAUUAGAUUGAAAAUAAAUUUUAGCCUUCGCUAACAUUAAUUAUGAAAAUAUAUUAUAUAGAUUUCAUGUUAUGCAAACUGUAUACAGUUAAGAACACCGAAGACACGUUACGACGAAUCGCCAAUAAUAUAUUUUUCAUAAUAAUGAUGAACACUAAUUUGACUUUGCUGCUUUCAAACUAACAUCAUACAUUAUGGGUUUAAAAUUAUACAAACUUGUUCAAUAUUAAAAAUUAUUAUCAUAAAAUGUCAAGAGAAAAAGGUAACAGUAAAACUUAUUUAGCUAUUUUAUUCUUGUAAGUAAAACUAUUGGUCCGUUUUGUAUAUAUAUCUUUUUUGUACAAAGUAAUUAUUUUUAUUGUUAAUUUUAACUGUGUUCUGCCAUACGCAAAAGUUUUUAAAGAAUGUUUAUUUGACUUUUAAGUUUUAAGCAUAAAAUGAAAUUAAUACAUUUCUUUGUUUAUUGCAAA
Molecule: messenger RNA, 2835 nt
Organism: Sitophilus oryzae (rice weevil)
Lineage: Eukaryota; Metazoa; Arthropoda; Insecta; Coleoptera; Curculionidae
Exons: 4
Coding region: 97-2376 (759 amino acids)
Biological process (GO): nuclear migration along microtubule
Cellular component (GO): nuclear membrane
Molecular function (GO): actin filament binding; lamin binding
Source: RefSeq, a predicted model, not a curated record